Molecule: messenger RNA, 1342 nt
Organism: Cavia porcellus (domestic guinea pig)
Lineage: Eukaryota; Metazoa; Chordata; Mammalia; Rodentia; Caviidae
Gene: Ttc23l
Product: tetratricopeptide repeat domain 23 like
Exons: 11
Coding region: 32-1342 (436 amino acids)
Molecular function (GO): protein binding
Source: RefSeq, a predicted model, not a curated record
CAAACAUACUGGAGUUCUGAGCAGGAAAAAGAUGCAAGCCAACCCCAUUCGCAUCCCAACAGUUAGCAAUGACACCGACUGGGACUUCUGCUUCAACCUGUCACAGCAAAGCAGGACUCCAGAAUACCAGCAAACAGGUGAACUGUAUCCUACUUGUGAGUCUGAAGAGAGUGAAGAAGACACUACAGUCCAGAAAGAGGAGAGGGCUACUGGUUUGUGUUUUCCCAAAGAGAAAUUAGCUCAUUCCCAGAAGAAAGUAGCUCAACUGAUUAAGGAAAAAAUGAAUACCCAGGCAAACAGAGAGCUGAUACGAUGUGUCAUCCUCUCUCGGAUUAUCUUUGGAGAAGAACACUGGAAAUGUGCACAGGCUUUGGCCAACUUGGCUUAUGGCUACCUGACACUGAGAGGCCUCCCAGCGCAAGCCAAGAAACAUGCUGAAUCCGCCAAGAAUACACUCUUGACGUGGAAAGGAAAAACAACCUCAAACGAGGAGAAAGAGGAAAUCCUAAAAGCUCUGGUCAUGCUUUACUACACUCUGGGGGUGGCCUGGCUCCUACAGAAUCAUGGCAGAGAGGCCUUUUUAAGCCUGCAGAAGGCAGACAGAAACAUGAAGGAGCUGAAAGAAUUGACUAAGGGAGAUGUUUGUGGAUUACAGAUUUCAGAGGAAGACCUAACAAUUGCACUGGGAAGAGCCUCCUUGGGUAUCCACAGGUUGAACCUAGCUCUGGCAUAUUUUGAAAAGGCAAUUGGCAAUGUUAUUGCCGCCAAGGGUGAUGGCACAUCAGAACUGAUCAGACUGUAUAAGGAGAUUGCUCAGAUAGAGCAGCUGAGGAAGAAUCACAAGCAGGCCAUCCAGUACUUGAAGCAGGCCUAUUCUAUCUGUGUUUCUUCGUUCACUGAAAUCAGCCCCCAAACUGCAGAGGUGGGUGCGUUAUUAGCCAAAGCUUAUGCCAUGUCUGGAGACCCCCAGCACAGGGAUGCUGUGGAGGUAUAUUUUAUAAAAAGUAUCAAUGCAUAUCAAGCAACACUGGGCACAAAGAAUCGUGAAACAUUAGCCAUCAUUGAGGAAUUUUGCAAUUGGCUUGCCCAAAUUGGGAAAAAACAGGAAGCUUACAGACUGCUAAAGGCUUCAUUGAAGUCUCAGGUCAUCAGCUAUGGUGAUUGUAGUGAAAAAGUGGCUGAAACACUGUAUAACAUGGGCACAAUCUGCUUUGCCAAAGGAGAGGUCAGAAAGGCAAAUCACUUGCUCAGGAAGUGUCUGAUGAUUCAAAUACUUAUAUAUGGAAAUGAUCAUAGUAAAAGCAGAGAGACAAAAAACCUUCUUACUCUAAUACAGAGGUGA